Molecule: messenger RNA, 2047 nt
Organism: Boleophthalmus pectinirostris (great blue-spotted mudskipper)
Lineage: Eukaryota; Metazoa; Chordata; Actinopteri; Gobiiformes; Gobiidae
Exons: 8
Coding region: 164-511 (115 amino acids)
Source: RefSeq, a predicted model, not a curated record
AUUGCUAUUGUCAGGCACUCUCAUAUCCUUUUAGUUGUUUUGCUGCUUGGCCUCGGGCUCGCCUGGUCUCACACACAUAACUUUUUGUGUUGCGAGAAGCUGCUUCAUUGUUUAUCAGCUGCAGAUUGCAUUGUUAUGCUCCCUGACAACUGAGCAUUUGAAGAUGAUGCGAUUGCUGCUCCUGUGUCUGCUGCUGCCAACUGCUACCGCUCAUUCGAAUAGGGAUACGGAUGAGAACGGAUCUGGCGAUGGAACGAAUCUAUUUGACGAUGAAGAUGAAGACUUAUUGCUUCAAGGCACAAGAAGUGAUCUAUCUGGCAGCCAUGGAAUAACAGGCGACGAAAGUGAAUCAGACCAGAUAACAAUGAUUAUCAUCAUUGUUGCGGUGGUAGCUGUGGCUCUUUCAGUUGCAGCUGUAAUUGCCAUUUUCUUAGUGAGAAGACACAGGAACAAACAACAGCAAGGGAUUUACUCUGUUCCCAUCGACCAGGACAAGAAAGAGGCAGUUUAGCUCCUGGAUGAGAGAGCACACAUUUGGAAUAAGGAGCAACAUGCUUUGUCAUCACCUAUUUUUGACUCAGGAUGGACUUUUUUUGCACACAAACCUGCUGCUCCCUGCUCAAUUCUCUGUCUCAAACAAAUGCUAUUAUUGUUUCAUCUUUGCUGAUGUCAUUUGAUGUACGUGUUAUCUUGCCUGGGACUUUUGGAACAUGUUGAAACCCUUUAAUUGGUUUCCAUUUGAGGAAUCCAAAUCAAAGCUGGUGAAUAUGGCUUAGAGCUUAUUUUGUCAAAAGGGAUAAUUUGGCACAGCCAGAGCCCCCUUUACACUACCUGAACAAUGUAUUACUUAUUGCUGUAAAACCAUAUUUGCUGUCUGUGGAGCUGGCCUGUUUAUAGUGAGACAGACCAGGCUGAUCCAUGCUAAACCAGACCAGCUCUCUGCUCCAUUUCCCAUUUACUUGUCUGACAUCAUCUGUGCCCUACUCAUUAACACUGACUGACUGCUGCAGCGACACACAGGCAAAACCUGCUCCCACAUCAAGAACACAGACGUGAAUAGAGUGUGAACCUUGCAAAGCAUAAAAUUAUGUCUUUUCAUUUGAAUGGCUUUCACUUUAACAUUCUGUUUCACAGAUUGUAAAUACCUCUUUCAAUUCUGGAGACAUUAAAAGGAUUGAAUGGCAUUCUUGGGCAAAUAUCAGUCACACUUGUAUAGAGCACGAUGGCAUAUAUUUUCUGUUUUUAUUAUUUAAAUGGAAAUUAACCAUGCCCUUUAAUCAAUGGCUUUCAUUUCAAGGCACUGGUUGCCUUUCUCUCUUUCGUUUGUACAUAAGGAAAAUGCCUUAAGGGUAAUGUAGCUGUCUCCUGUGCAGAGGUAGGCCAAAUGUAGAUUUUUAUUCACAGUAAAGUUACAAAUGAAGUCAAACACUGAUAAUGACAGUGUUUGGAUCUGUCUAAUCAUCUCCCCGUGCUUUUCCCACUUGCUCUCUGCUGGGGGCGGCUGUGUCCUGGCCAAACCACACCUCCUGAAGCUGCAAUCAUGUUUGGAUCAGGAUGUGCAGUGCCUUAAAUACACUUAAAUGCUAUGUACCACACACUCUUAAUCACCCACUCCUGUAUCUUUCAUUCCUCUUAUGAUAUGUUUUUGUGUUGUUUUGUACUUGUAGCAUUGCCCAAUAAGUCAUCAAGAAAUGUAAGGCAAAUUGGUCAAAUGUUAAAUGAAACAUUUCAAUAUUUUUAUAUCCACAUAAUCACAUUCAGUCUUAACAUGUUACCACUUAUACAGUAGCUUUAUUCAUCAGUUUACCACAAUAUCACAAUAAAUGUAUUCCUACAUGUGGAUAGUUUAAAUGCAUGAUUACUUUUAUGUUUCUAAUCUUAAUGUAUAUACUAUAACUCCAAUUGCUCUGUGGGGAGAAGUGGUUUCUGCUCUAUCAAAAAUCUUAUUUAUAACCUGUGUAAAAAACAAAACAAAUGGGGGUUGGAUUUUGUAACAUUUGUUUAUAGAUUCUAACAUGCAUUAUUAAAAUAAUAAUUUGGUUUGAUA